Molecule: messenger RNA, 720 nt
Organism: Gaeumannomyces tritici R3-111a-1
Lineage: Eukaryota; Fungi; Ascomycota; Sordariomycetes; Magnaporthales; Magnaporthaceae
Exons: 2
Coding region: 1-720 (239 amino acids)
Source: RefSeq, a predicted model, not a curated record
AUGGAUGACAACGACCACUUCCCCCGCCAACACAUCGAUUGGUCGCUGGAUGAUCAGUGGUGGUGGCCAGCGCACAAGUUCGAGCUUCAACAAGAGGACCUUGUUGGUUCUCUGUAUCAGCGUUUCAAUACCAGGGUGGUCCCGGUCCAGACCCUCGAAUGUUUCCACCUCGACGUGCGCGAGAUCGCCAACGCUGUGCCGCGUGGAAAAGUCGAUGUGCUGUACGCGAAGCUGGAGGAGCGGGCCACACAGAGGAGAAAGGAGCUUGCCAAAUCCUAUUCUCGAAUGCUGGGCGAGUUGGUGAUGCAUUCCGAGUGUUUUGCAGACUCGGACCAGUAUCACGCCUUCUUCCAGUUCUCGCGAGAGUUUUCCUUCGACGCACUCGUGGCCCUGGUAGCGGACUUCUACCAGCGACGGCGCCGGCGGCGGCUCUCGCUGCCCGGUACGGUGAAGGAGCACGGGAUUCGGCGGAUCGCCUGCUUGUACUCGACAGAUGACGGUCAGUCGGAGGACGUCCAAAAGGCCCAGGCCGAGCAAAAGAGGUGGCUCGGCCUCGUUGCAACGGCCCGUCACGAGAUACAGUUCAUACCGCGUGGCGAGCGGUCUGACGAGCGGUUGGUGGCCCACGAGGCCGUCUGGGAGAUGCUGGAGCCCACUGCGGCGGAGAGGUGGACGCCUCGCAUGGCGUGGGCCAGCCUGAAAGCUCACUUUACCGAUUGA